AGCGCGCCAGCCGCCGGAGUGGGGGGCGAUGGCGAAGCUCCGGGUGGCUUACGAGUACACGGAAGCCGAGGACAAGAGCAUCCGGCUCGGCUUGUUUCUCAUCAUCUCCGGCGUCGUGUCGCUCUUCAUCUUCGGCUUCUGCUGGCUCAGUCCCGCGCUGCAGGAUCUGCAAGCCACGGCGGCCAACUGCACGGUGCUGUCUGUGCAGCAGAUCGGGGAGGUGUUCGAGUGCACCUUCACCUGUGGCGCCGACUGCCGGGGCACCUCGCAGUACCCCUGCGUCCAGGUCUACGUGAACAACUCCGAGUCCAACUCCAGGGCGCUGCUGCACAGCGACGAGCACCAGCUCCUGACCAACCCCAAGUGUUCCUAUAUCCCUCCCUGUAAAAGAGAAAAUCAGAAGAACUUGGAAAGUGUCAUGAAUUGGCAGCAAUACUGGAAAGAUGAGAUUGGGUCCCAGCCGUUUACUUGCUAUUUUAAUCAAUAUCAAAGGCCAGACGAUGUGCUCCUGCAUCGCACGCAUGAUGAGAUUGUCCUCCUGCACUGCUUCCUCUGGCCCCUGGUGACCUUUGUGGUGGGUGUUCUCAUUGUGGUCCUGACCAUCUGUGCCAAGAGCCUGGCAGUCAAAGCAGAAGCCAUGAAGAAGCGCAAGUUUUCUUGAAGGAGAGACUUGCGGAAAGCAAAGCACAGAAGCUGGACCGCCCGGCACACAUCUACCUGCAGAGCCGCUUCUAGGCGCAGGAGAGGGAAGGGGCUCUGACAGCUGACUGAGAGGCUUUCUCUCAGUGGCAGCAGAAACAGGCACAGCUGGAAGACUGGGAAUCUCAUAGACUGUGUUCUUUGUGUCCUAGCUGUGGCGAAAGGAUCAAGCUCUUAGCUGAAUGGAGUAACUGUUUCAGAACAUCCUAUAAGAAGUUAAUUUUCUUUGAAAAGUAACAGUAUAUACUUGUACAGUGUAGUAUACAAACAUUAUGACUUAUGCUACUUAAAAUAUUAAAAUAGAGUGGUCUGUGUUCUUUUCUAUUUCUUUUUUUAUGCUUAGAACACCAGGGUUU
Molecule: messenger RNA, 1055 nt
Organism: Condylura cristata (star-nosed mole)
Lineage: Eukaryota; Metazoa; Chordata; Mammalia; Eulipotyphla; Talpidae
Gene: KCNMB4
Product: potassium channel subfamily M regulatory beta subunit 4
Exons: 3
Coding region: 29-661 (210 amino acids)
Biological process (GO): potassium ion transport; detection of calcium ion
Cellular component (GO): voltage-gated potassium channel complex; membrane
Molecular function (GO): calcium-activated potassium channel activity; potassium channel regulator activity
Source: RefSeq, a predicted model, not a curated record